AUGUCCACUUACCUUGAUAUGUGCCCACUGUGUAACUGCCAGCAGCACUGCCUCUAUUCCUGCUUCCUGCUCCUUGCUCCGCCCCUUAGCCUGCAGUCCCGCCCACAAUUCCUCUUAAAGGCACAGCUCAUUGCUUCAAACCAGCAUUUUCCUCUCACACCUGUACCUGAGUCUAUACUUGAGCCUGUACCUGAGUCUGUACUUGAGUCUGUACCUGAGCCUGUACCUGAGUCUGUACUUGAGCCUGUACCUGAGUCUGUACUUGAGUCUGUACCUGAGCCUGUACCUGAGUCUGUACUUGAGCCUGUACCUGAGUCUGUACCUGAGUCUGUACCUGAGUCUGUACCUGAGUCUGUACUUGAGCCUGUACCUGAGUCUGUACCUGAGUCUGUACCUGAGUCUGUACCUGAGCCUGUACUUGAGCCUGUACCUGAGUCUGUACCUGAGCCUGUACCUGAGCCUGUACCUGAGCCUGAGUCUGUACUUGAGCCUGUACCUGAGUCUGUACCUGAGUCUGUACCUGAGCCUGUACCUGAGUCUAGCCCCUAA
Messenger RNA from Xenopus tropicalis (tropical clawed frog), 549 nucleotides. Its product is annotated as protein TsetseEP-like. The transcript has 6 exons. Bases 1 to 549 code for a protein of 182 amino acids. NCBI's taxonomy places the organism in Eukaryota, Metazoa, Chordata, Amphibia, Anura, Pipidae. The record is from RefSeq and is a predicted model, not a curated record.